Messenger RNA from Caenorhabditis remanei, 261 nucleotides. RefSeq lists its product as uncharacterized. The record is from RefSeq and is a predicted model, not a curated record. The transcript has 3 exons. Bases 1 to 261 code for a protein of 86 amino acids. NCBI's taxonomy places the organism in Eukaryota, Metazoa, Nematoda, Chromadorea, Rhabditida, Rhabditidae.
AUGAAUAGCUCACAACGGCGCAGCAUAAUGUUUGGUGAAAAAGCGGUCAUCGAAAUGGAUAUCGACCCUUUUGUAUCGAAUUUGGACACCCCUGCUGAUCUGAAAGUUCCAGCGACCUACACAGGCCCAAUGCUCUCCACCCAAUUAGCAACACCGACCAUGAAAAAACGAGACAAAAAUAAGAAUACUCACAAAGACGAUGAGAAGAAAGAAAACAAUUCCUCCGAGCCAGAUGAGCCCGCUGCAAAAAAGAAAUGUUAG